Messenger RNA from Agrilus planipennis (emerald ash borer), 3711 nucleotides. RefSeq lists its product as uncharacterized. The record is from RefSeq and is a predicted model, not a curated record. Bases 89 to 3508 code for a protein of 1139 amino acids. Lineage: Eukaryota; Metazoa; Arthropoda; Insecta; Coleoptera; Buprestidae. The transcript is spliced from 2 exons.
UAGAUAUAUUUUUUAUUAUGGUAUGACCAUCAAUAAUUUUCUUAAUAUUAUAAAAUUACAAUUUCACUAGAAACUUUUAUUGUAGAUAAUGAUUUAUUUCAGUUCUUUAAUAAUUUUGUUAGUAAAAUCUCUUGUUCAUCAAAAUAGAUACCUAUUCUUCUUUUGUUUGUUUAAGAAUCUGUUAUUUACUUCAAUUGCCAUUUUCGCCAUUUACCCGGACAUUACUAGAAUCAAAAGGGUAAACGGUAACGAAAUUCCGCAAGGCGCUUUUAAUUUACAUCAUUAUGUAACUUUAAAUGAAGACAAUCCGAAUUCUGGAAUAUUUCGUAAAUGGCAUGAAAAAGACGACGCACUGUCCAUUAGGGGUAUAAGACCUAUUGUCCUUCAUGCUCUAAACGAGUGGAAAAGAGCUUCAUUGAUCCAGGGCAGGCUUGACGUUCCAAACAGUCAAUUUUACUGGGGGCCUCAUGGUUUAGUAAAACGAUCUGUUGAAAAUGAAGAUGAAUCCAAAAACAGCAUUGAAGGAGAUAAUGAAGAUGCUGACGUCCGAAGUAUUCCACGAUAUUCACAAGAAAAUGGUUACAGAGGAGAAUAUGGCGAACACACUUUCGAGGUAAUUCCUACUAUAAUUUUGAACAUCGACGAUUAUUCUUCGCCGUACCAAACUUAUGGAACGCCUUAUGCUCCAUGUAAUUAUAAAACUCUUGAAUCCUAUGACAGGUUUGGAACUAUAAAAGGAAAUUUGCAAAAUUGGCAAAAUAAUCCAAAAUAUGUUAAUUCAAAAUCUCAAAUUUAUCGAAGCAGUGAACCUAGAGACCCAACUCUCCAUUCCCAUGGUCAUUCCCAUUUCCAUCAACAUGUCCAUUCCCACGGAUUAAACGUUUUGAGACCUCAAACACAACUCCAUAGUGGUGCAGGUUUUGUACACAAUGCUGGUUUGGUUACCAAUGUUCCAAUCUCCUCUACGAUCCCACAAACGCAUAUAACUAAUAUUAAUAUUCCUCAACAACAUUCCACGGGAUUCACCUCUCAUCUCAAUGGUGGUUUUACGAGUGGUUUAAAUCAUGGGUCUAGUGGAUUCUCUUCUCAUCAAACUGCUGUAAAUGUUGGUCAUGGAAGUUCCGGCAUUACGAGCGGUUUAAAUCAUGGAUCUAGUGGAUUUUCCUCUCAUGAAACGGCUGUAAAUGUUGCUCAUGGAAGUUCUGGUAUUACGAGCGGUUUAAAUCAUGGAUCUAGUGGAUUUUCCGCUCAUGAAACAGCUGUAAAUGUUGGUCAUGGAAGUUCCGGCAUUACGGGCGGUUUAAAUCAUGGAUCUAGUGGAUUUUCAUCUCAUCAAACGGCUGUAAAUGUUGGUCAUGGAAGUUCCGGCAUUACGAGCGCUUUAAAUCAUGGAUCUAGUGGAUUUUCAUCUCAUCAAACGGCUGUAAAUGUUGGUCAUGGAAGUUCCGGCAUUACGAGCGGUUUGAAUCAUGGAUCUAGUGGAUUUUCUUCUCAUCAAGCAGCUGUAAAUAUUGGUCAUGGAGGUGUCGGCGGUUUUGGAACUACAAGUGGUAAUGUCCAAAUUGCACAAGUCUCAGGAGCAAAUAAUGCUGUGUCUCAAUCGAGUUUUCGCGAAGCAGGAGAAGAGUCUUUGGGAAGCCCAUCAAUUUUCCAAUUUCCGUUAAAUAGUCGUAGAGUGAGUUUUGAUCGAAGUAGCAGUCAGGAAGGACACAAUCAAAGGUCAUUUCAGAGGAACAAACGAUCCCUUUUUCCACUUGAAGUGGUCUCAAAGAUAUUGACUGCAAUUGCUGAUGAUAAUGUCAAAGUCAACGAAAGACCAAAACGUUCUUUACCAUUGGUAAAAUUAGCAGUAGAUCCAAACGCAAAACUGGACGUCUUUCAAACGUCCGACAACAUGGGGAAAUUAAUUAAAAGUUCCCUUGACGACGAAAGGUCGCCUGUUAGUCACUUGAAGGACAUGACGGGAUCCUUGAGAGAUACAUUUAUCUCUUCUACCAGACUCAUUCCCAGCGAUGUUAUUAUUCCCGCAAGAUAUAAAGUAAUUGACACUCAUCAACACGACAUUGUGAAAAUACCUCUUUCAAAAAAUUCAGAGCACACAGAUCGUGAGAAUAAUUUUGUUGGUGGUAUCAAUCCAGCGGUUUAUCAACAACCAGCUGUUUCCACAUCAAAAUCUGGUACCGUAAGCAAGGAACCGCUCAAAAACACGACUCUAAAAAAAUCAAAGACACUUUUAUCGAAAGAUCCCGAGAAACUGUCAAGUUCGGAUCCUACCUCCUUUUACAAAACUUAUCAGAAAAUUGGCGACAUGAUCAGAAACACUGUCGUGUCAAGUCAACAAACAUUAAGUCACGUUAAUGAUGCUAUAUCUAGUGGAAGAAAACUGGCACAUUCCACCAAAGGCGCAGUUCCACGGUUGUUAUUACCACUGAGCAAAGUACCUGCUCUUGAAAAGCCGGGAAGCAAACCUUACGUUCCUGUACAACCUGAUCGUGCUCUUCUCGUAGCUCCUAAAGGAUCUAGAGUUAACGAUAUUGUUGGAAGUUCUCACAAACACAACGAAGACUUCGUCAGCACAAGUAACUUGUUUGAUUCAAUUGGCCUCACACAUACAAAAGAUGAAGACGAAAAUAUGAUGGAAUAUCUAGUACAGAGAUCCCCAGCGCAACUACAAAAGAAACAUUUACUUUUGGCCAACAAUAAAGGAAGUCAUGUUGAUGGCGCCUUAGAAGUUUUGAACGAAGCCGAAGAAACUGUCGAUGCUACCAAUUUACACGAUUUUGUAAUCAAACUGAAAAACGAGCUUGAAAGACCUCAUGUUGUAGGCGAGAAAAACGUUAUUGGUGCAGAGUCUUCUUCGAAGUCUUGCACUUGUAGUAAAGGAAGAGGUAAAGUGAGAACAAACGAAGUACAACUGAAGAUGCAAGAGAAUGAGAGGAUGGAAAACAAAAUUUACCAAAACACAGAAGAGGUUCUAGAAGAUCCUAUUGUGGAAUCUUCUUUUGUUACUAGAAAAGAUUUGCUGAAGCCUUUUAUGGGACGAAUUAAACUUGAAGAUCUGCACAAACUCUUGAACGAUUCAAGGCGUAGUAAUGAAGAGAACAAAAUAAAAUCAUCAGUUAGUUCGAAACGUGCCGCAAAUCGUGAAUUUAAUGUUCGUUCGAAGAGAAGUGCUGAAGGCGAUGACGAACCAAUGCUGGGCGCCAUAAAUCCAAAUUUAUUCCAAGAAUAUUUUAAUGAACCCUUGCAAGAUAUUAAGAAUUUCCACAGGGACCCCUUUAAAGAACCUGCGGAUCAGAUACGUCAACAGAGUCGACAAAGUUCGAAUGAUACUGAACUAGAAAUGAAUCACAGUAAGUUUCUGUUAAAGCCUUUCGUCGCAUAUAGUAAGUCAUCUGAAGAAACAAGAAGAAUUUUGGAGAAAUUUGGAUAUAAAGAUAAAACAGACGUUAAUGACCGUAAAAAAGCUCUACCAAAAAUUUAUGAAAUUGUAUCGCUUUCUUCGUAAUAGAAACAGGUUUUACCCCAAAAGGUAAACUGCUUCUCAGUUAUAUGACAAUUAUUUUUUAUAAGUUAUUGAAGUUUUCUAGUCCAGCUUUCAUAAGAAUUUAUAAUAAAAAAAUAAUUGUUAAUUGUAAUGUGCACAAAACAUUAUCACAUAUUUAUUUAUGCUUAUCAUAUGAAAAUAUUAAAAAUAAUUUAUUUUUACUU